UGGUGGCCUUUGCGAUUGUUUGUGUCAGAUCUGUCUAUGCACAAAUGCGGUACUCUAUUCCGGAGGAGAUGAGGAAAGGCUCGCUUAUUGGGAAUAUCGCGAAUGAUCUCGGCUUGGAUGCAAGAAGGCUACGUUCAGGAAGAGCUCGCAUUGUAACCGGAGACAGUAUUCAAUAUGCUGAUCUGAAUUCAGACAAAGGGAUUCUGGUUGUUAGCGAGAGGGUAGACCGUGAGGAGCUUUGUGGCGAUACGACUCCAUGCAGUUUCACCUUUGAAAUCAUCUUAGAAAAUCCCGUGGAACUACAUCCACUGAACAUUAUUAUCCAGGAUCAGAAUGAUAACGCACCUCAAAUACUCUACCCAGUGCAAACAGGUAGCUCUGUUGUGGCUGAAAUUGUGCCUCGUUCAGCAGAUGUUGGCUAUCUGGUCAGCAAAGUGGUGGCUGUCGAUGGAGACUCUGGACAGAAUGCCUGGCUCUCCUACAAGCUGCAUAAAGCUGGAGACAGGCCGCUGUUUGAAGUGGGCGCACAGAAUGGAGAGAUCAGAACUGUGCGCCAGGUGACUGAUAAAGAUGCUGUGAAGCAGAAACUCACUGUUGUAGUGGAGGACAACGGACAGCCCUCUCGCUCAGCUACAAUCAAUGUGAACGUGGCAGUGGCCGACAGCUUUCCUGAAGUGCUUUCAGAAUUCACAGACUUUCCGCGCGACAAGGAUUACAAUGAUAACCUGACAUUCUUUUUAGUUCUGGCAUUGGGCGUGGUUUCCUUCCUCUUUAUUUCGUGUGUAGUCGUGAUCAUCUCAGUAAAAAUCUACAGGUGGAGACAGUCUCGCCUCUAUCAUUCCAAUCUACCGGUGAUUCCGUACUAUCCUCCGCAGUACGCAGACGCAAGCAGAACAGGAACUUUACAGCACGUCUACAAUUAUGAGGUGUGCAUGACGAAUGACUCUCGGAACAGUGACCUGAAAUGUAUACGGCCUGUAAGUCAGAGCCUGGUUAGCAUCGACGCAAGUGGCAGAGACACUUUGAGGCUAGCACAGAAAGCAGCAUACCUAUCUGAUUCACCUGAAGAGAUUAUCGUUUAA
Sardina pilchardus (European sardine) is the source of this 1082-nucleotide messenger RNA. Its product is annotated as protocadherin beta-4-like. Gene Ontology annotation, biological process: homophilic cell-cell adhesion. The transcript has 3 exons. Gene Ontology annotation, cellular component: plasma membrane. The record is from RefSeq and is a predicted model, not a curated record. Bases 45 to 1082 code for a protein of 345 amino acids. NCBI's taxonomy places the organism in Eukaryota, Metazoa, Chordata, Actinopteri, Clupeiformes, Clupeidae. Gene Ontology annotation, molecular function: calcium ion binding.